UCCCUGGAUCACUGCAGGACUGACUCCGUCACAGACCUAUAACAAGAGCACGGGGACUGCUGAAUUGUUUAUUGAUAAUAAGAGGACAGAUUUUCUUCAGAGAAUUAUAUUUUCACAUUUUUUCUGAUGUCAAUUACAACUGAAAAGGUCUGUUUUCAUCACUAGUUGGACUGAAAACCAGAGCAGCAGGAGUUUGAUCACAUUGCUAGAUAUUGUGACUAGUAUAUUUAAGCUAUGGAGCGUAUGAAGUUAGUCCUGCAGUACUUUCAGUCCAACUCUGAGUCCAUCUCCAAUGGGAUCUGCAUCGUCCUGGCCUUAGUCAGUGUCAAGCUCUACACCAGCUUUGACUUUAACUGCCCGUGCCUUCCUCAGUACAACAAACUCUACUCUCUGGGAGUGAUGAUCGUCCCGCCUGUCAUACUGUUCUUUGUCGGGGUCCUGGUCAACCGUCAUACAGGCGUCAUGAUGGACGAGUGGAUGAGACCCGUCGGGGAAAGAUCCAAAAAUCCUGCUGUGGUAAAGUAUCUGUUCUCAGCCAUGCUACAGAGGGCGAUGCUGGCACCGAUGGUGUGGAUACUGGUCAGUUUGAUGGAUGGAAAGAUCUUCAUCUGUGCCUUCAGUGUUAGUGUAGACCCUGCACUCUUCUCAGGUUUGCCCAACAAUACAGGUCUGGAUGUGAUCAAAGUCAUGGCCAAAGUGCCCUGCAAGGAGGACAUUAUCUUCAGGAACAGUUCUUUCCGCAAAGCUGUCUCCCGUUACGUUCGUUGCUAUUCACAAGCAAUCGGCUGGUCCAUCCUCCUCUUCCUGAUUGUAUUGGGAGCAGUGGGACGCAUUGUCAAGCCCUAUUUCGACAACCAUGCCAUGUCCCUGCAGACACGCUACUGGAGCAACUACCUCGACGUGGAGCAGAAGCUCUUCGACGAGACCUGCGUCCUGCAUGCCCGCGACUUCGCCCGCAAGUGCGUGGUGCAGUUCUUCGAGAACAUGAGGGAGGAUGCAGUGCUGCGUCUUCCCUACCCGUUCUUCGUCGCCAACCCCAAAGGGGAGUGGGAGUGGGAGGAAAGGGAGGAGAGACUCUACGGGAUCUCUAAGCAGGAACAGGUUGACCAGCUGCUCGACAAGUGGUACCACAGUAAACCUGAGCUGGAUGUCACCAGGAUAGCCCACAGGCCCCAAACGUGUGUUACCUGGGAGGACCUUAGAGGGAAGACCAUGUACUCGGAUGUGUAGGACACACUGCCGUAAAAGCUGCAGGGGGGGUCAGGGUCAGAAAUCAGGGGCAUUUUUUCCCCAUUUUUUUCCUUUAUUCUUACCCUGAUCUACGUAUAUGGGUUGUAAGUGCUCUCUCAUCCUUUGUCUCAUCCUCAUCCGUCCCUUUCUCUGUGACUUCCCUCUUUGGUAACCUACCAGUCUAUUAGAAAUAAUCGCUGUGGGAUAUCUUUCCUUCACCAAAGCUGAAGCUGAAGCUUUUUCUAGUCUGACUUUUUCUGGCGGGCGUACGGCCAUGCAGUAGUAGGUCUUGUUAAAGUCAGACUGAGUUAAAGUCAGACUGGUCAAAGGUCCACUGACUAAUGAUUCAGAAAAUGGACUCCAUCUUGUCAUUGAGCAAAUGUAGCUGCCACAGAGAUCCUCACAGGAGUGAAUAAUUCCCUCAGAAGGCAUUUAUUCUUAUGUGUUUUUGACUUAUAAAAACAAUGGGCACUGUCUGGGCCAAACCGUGUUUGGAGGGUAAUUUGACUAUGCCAGUGUGAGGUCUCGCUAGUUUACAUAUAGGUUGUUCACAGAUUGCUGGAAACAUGCAAAAGGACUUAUGGAAUCAAAUAACUAUAUGACUCUCUCAAAGAUGAUUUAGAACUUUUAUUUUAUUUAGAAGUUUUGGCCAUGGGGUUAGCUUCUGUUCCAUUUCUGUGUUUUUGUUCUUUUUGUACUUUUCAUGUGCUGUCAGUGCUUCUCACAGCUAAUAGUUUUUUUUUUCAAUGGUGGUUGGCAGUUCUGCAUCGGCUCGUGUGUUUAACCAAUGUACAGAAAUAUUUCUUAAUUUUCUUUUUGUUCGAGUACCUAUUAAAAACAUCCCCUCAAAACGGAA
This is a messenger RNA of Gasterosteus aculeatus aculeatus (three-spined stickleback), 2086 nucleotides long. RefSeq names its product calcium homeostasis modulator 3 (gene calhm3). Lineage: Eukaryota; Metazoa; Chordata; Actinopteri; Perciformes; Gasterosteidae. Gene Ontology annotation, molecular function: monoatomic cation channel activity. The record is from RefSeq and is a predicted model, not a curated record. Gene Ontology annotation, cellular component: plasma membrane.